Mya arenaria is the source of this 2592-nucleotide messenger RNA. RefSeq lists its product as uncharacterized. Gene Ontology annotation, cellular component: plasma membrane. NCBI's taxonomy places the organism in Eukaryota, Metazoa, Mollusca, Bivalvia, Myida, Myidae. Gene Ontology annotation, molecular function: protein binding. The coding region runs from base 751 to 2508 and encodes 585 amino acids. The transcript has 13 exons. The record is from RefSeq and is a predicted model, not a curated record.
CCCAUUACUGCGGCUGUAGGUCCGCAAAAAUCGCAGAACUAAUAAAACUUGCAAACGAACAGUUGUAAUGACACAAUAUAUUACUUCAGCUUCUAAAUGCUACAAAUUGCUUAUCGUUUUCAUCUUAAUAGAUUUGCUAGUGAACAAACGAGGGAAACAGUUGUGAUAUUCAUUAAGGAGUAAUUAACUCUUUUCACCGACUGCGGGACGGAAGCUUCUAACUUUUUUAUGUGCAAAACAACUACUGGCCAAGAUUAUUUCACUUGAAACGUCACCGUUGCACGAGCACUCGGAUAUACUUUAACGUCUCUCUCCGUACUAGAGGCGGUACCCGAUACUUCAGACUGCGGGUGUAGGAACAUACUACGGAUAUACUCUGUUAUUCAAAAGCGAAACUCCCGAGCUAUUGACAGCACGUGGCACCGGUGAUCAUCUCCAGAGAGAGAGCUAAUGACUUCCCUAUCAAUACAAGUACUUGUUGGAAUAUUUUGACAUCAACAUGCACAUUAACCUUUCUUCAGAUCGAAGCCAUCGUCUUCUUAUAAUCACUUGAAGAACUUAUGUUAAUGAUAAUUUUAUAUGAUUUUUCUGGAUAGCGGCUCCAACAUAGAAGGAAGGGUACUUGCUUGUAAAAAUGUUAUUUCCGCCCAUGCACGAGUUGAUGUUAAUAGUGCUGCACGAGGCGAAUCGUACUUAAUACGAGGACACAUCGACACGUGCACAAAAGUUGACAAAGCUGGAUAAUACAUCAUGAAACUUGGGGCAGGGCAAUUAUUCUUGAGUGUGUUGAUGACGUCUAUAUCUGCCUUGCAAAAUGGACUCGAUCAUGGGACAACAUAUUGUCGAAAGGAAGAGAAGGGGACGGGCGCCACGGUGAAGAUUGAGAUGGGAGACUACGGCCGCAUCGCCUCCGAGGGCUACCCCAACAACUACACCUCACAGGUAUAUCACGGUCAUCUGUGUAACGUAGAGCUACAGGCGUGCAGCACGUGUAAAAUCCGACUCCGGUUCGUAGAACUAAGGUUCCCGGACUGUGCCGCACAACAAACACGCGUUAUGCAGCAGAUACAGCCGGGACCUCGCAGUGUCUGUCUCACUGGAUGUGAUCAUUUGCGAUUAUUUGAAGUGGAUCAGCCCUAUCAUAGCACAACUGAACGGAACUAUUUGAGUUCCGAUGAAGGGACUACUUACGAAACCAUGUCGUCCCGCGUUGUGAUACAACAUUGCAUGUCAAAUGGUACUGGGGCAGAAGGCAAACGAUUUUACCUGGAGUACGAGGUAAUUGAUAAAAUUUUGCAUAUCACCGGUACGGUGUCCUCGCCAAUGUACACAGAGAGUACGGGUAUUAUCAUAUCUCCGAACUUUCCACACGGGUACGCACUGAACGGGGAGACGUUUACGUACAUGAUACAGAACCUCGAUCCUUACGGGCACGUGCAGCUAGUUUUUGAUGACUGGGAUCUAGCAGAAAAGAGUCAAAUACAAGUAUACGAUGACCUGUCGGGUAAAAAUAUAGCCACCAUCUAUGGGAAGCGGAAGCGACCUACAAUCAUGUCGAACGCCAACACCCUGGUUCUUGUGUUUAAUGUCGGAAAAGAUAAAUGCGUUUACUGUAAUCAUAUAGGCUUCAAGGCGACCUAUACCUUUGUAUCUGAUGACAAAUGGCUGCAGAGACCAAGAACAGACUGCAGUGAUAGUUACCGUGUGGACCCCGGGGGUGAGAUCGAGUUCCGGACGGACUCCUCGGGGCUACCCCAGUGGUACGACUGUGUAUGGACCGUGAAGCAGGUCAUGGCUAACUACCCAGACGGUGUCAACCUCAGGAUAGACCAUGUUAACCUUGGCGAAGGUUGGAAAGAGAGUGGUCCAAACUCGCUCGAGAUAUAUGAAGGAGUGACCUCCCUUGGUUCUCUCCUUGCGCGGUACACGACGGACAACUUUACGGCGGGGGACGUGCACUUCAGCCCGGGUGAGGGGCUAUACAUUCGCCUGCGUGGGGCAUUCAACGUCGCUGAUAGCUUGACAAUGGUUUUCACCGCCGUCAGUAACUAUACUGAACACGGUUGCCCGGCGACAUCAACGUUUCUAUGCGACAACCGGUGGUGUAUCCAUGACGACCUGACCUGUGAUGGGAUCGACCACUGUGGUGACAACUCGGACGAAAACCCGAUCUUCACGUGCCCACGAUUUAAACAACUUCCAAAACGUUUCAAGUCUCGCGAGAGGCCACGAUAUGUCACGGAGAAACGCACGAUACAGACGACAACCGAGAUGUCAUGUUUCGGCAAGUUUCGUUGCCUUGACGACUCGGCGUGCAUAGAAACGAGCCAGACAUGUGAUCAAGUGUUCCAUUGUAAUGACAGGUCCGAUGAAAUACACUGUGGAAUCGAAAUAUUCCGCGGUGGAGCUACGAGAAUCGAAAAUUCAAUAAUUCCAGUUUUAUUAUUAUUUUACGUGUGCUGUAUUUUAUGUCAUACAAACAUUUGUUCGUGUUUUGCCUUAUUGUAAAUAUCUCUGUCUUGCUUUGUUAUUUAUUGAUACAGUAUUUUGUGAUAUAAAAAGCUAUUGCUUCAAAUUAAAUCUUUUCUUAUU